Messenger RNA from Vigna umbellata (rice bean), 481 nucleotides. The record is from RefSeq and is a predicted model, not a curated record. Lineage: Eukaryota; Viridiplantae; Streptophyta; Magnoliopsida; Fabales; Fabaceae.
CGUUUUCUCUCUCACACACCACACUACUGUCUCUCACUUUCUCUCUCACCGCCACCAAUCUCACACGCACCACCGUCACCAUGGCCGACUCUCGCCGCGCCCGCCGUCAGCCCAGCCGCCUGCAGUCUCACGCUCCCUCAUCGCUUCAGAUAAACCGCUCCGUCCAGUGGAACGUGGCGAUCCCGCUGCUCUCCCCGCUGGCUUCGUCGCCACCGCCGCCCCCUCCUCCGCCGCAGAAGGAUGAGCCUCCUCAGCAGCAGCAGCGGCCCCCGGAGAAAAUCGUCUUCAAAAAGUGGCAGCAUCCCGCAGCUCCGUUCUGCUACGAACCACCCUCGGUGGUUACACCCUUCGUUAACGUGUAAAUAAUUAAAAAAAAAUGAUUACGUGAUUUAACACGCUUCCAUUUUCAUUUUCAAUUUUUUUUUGUACAUGUAAAUAUAAACCCUCAUAAUAUAUUAAGUAAUAAUAGUAUGACCAAGUU